CGCCUCCCGCGCCGAAGGGGAGGAUUUUUCCAUCCCGGCGCUUUCUGGGGCGUUUUGUGCUCGGCGGAGGGAGAGGGGGAAGAAUUUCGAUUUUUAAUUACUACCAUUAAAAAAAUCAAAUUUGCAAUUCUUUGGGUGGCCUGAUGGAUUCCCUGAUUGACAGCCGGAAUUGACACUCUGGGUACCUCUUAUCUCGGGCAUUUACGGCAAUUUCUAAUUGCAGGUAGUUUGUGGGGUUUUUUCAGCGCUUUGGCUCGCAUGGGAACCGAGCGAUUACUUCAAGAGGCCCGGGUUAAGUGCAGGCAGGGAGAGAAUUCAAUCCACAUUCAAAUUGCUUCAUUAAAGAGACGCAGCUUUUGUUGCAAAGGAUUUAAAUGGCCACUAGAAAGUUCUUAUUUAUUGUUUUGAGGCGGUUUAUAUAGGGUGCCCCGCGCUCGCCCGGCGCAUGGAGCCGCAGCCUCCCUCUCCCGCUCUCUCCCGCAAGGUGAUGCCGCCGGAGCCGCUGCCCAAGGGGAGCGCCCGCUGCCUCGACCCGCACGCCCGCGCCAUGUCGCAGCCCGACGGGGAGCCUCUGCCCGGCGCCCUGGAGAAGGAGGACGCCCGCUCGGCGCCCAGCACGCCGUCCACGCCGUCCGUCUGCUCGCCGCCGUCCUCCUCCUCCUCGUCCACGCCGUCGGCCGGCAAGAACGUGUGCUCCAGCUGCGGGCUGGAGAUCCUCGACCGGUACCUGCUCAAGGUGAACAACCUCAUCUGGCACGUCCGCUGCCUCGAGUGCUCCGUGUGCCGCACCUCACUGCGGCAGCAGCACAGCUGCUACAUCAAGAACAAGGAGAUCUUCUGCAAGAUGGACUACUUCAGCCGGUUUGGUACCAAGUGCGCCCGCUGCGGCAGGCAGAUCUACGCCAGCGACUGGGUGCGGCGGGCGCGGGGCAACGCCUACCACCUCGCCUGCUUCGCCUGCUUCUCCUGCAAGCGGCAGCUCUCCACCGGCGAGGAGUUCGGCUUGGUGGAGGAGAAGGUGCUGUGCCGGAUCCACUACGACACCAUGAUAGAGAACCUCAAGCGAGCGGCAGAAAAUGGCAACGGGAUCACGCUGGAGGGGGCCGUGCCCUCGGAGCAGGACAGCCAGCCGAAGCCGGCCAAGAGGGCCCGCACCUCCUUCACCGCCGAGCAGCUGCAGGUCAUGCAGGCACAGUUUGCUCAGGACAACAACCCCGACGCACAAACGCUUCAGAAACUCGCGGACAUGACGGGGCUGAGUCGGAGAGUCAUUCAGGUUUGGUUUCAAAACUGCAGAGCCCGCCAUAAAAAACACACGCCCCAGCACACGGUGCCACCCUCGGGGGCCCCCCCGUCCCGCAUCCCCUCCUCGCUCCCCGAGGACAUCCACUACUCGCCCUUCAGCAGCCCGGAGCGGGCCCGGAUGGUGACGCUGCACGGAUACAUAGAGAGUCAGGUACAGUGUGGACAAGUGCACUGUAGACUUCCCUACACUGCUCCACCAGUGCACCUCAAGGCAGACAUGGAAGGACCGCUAUCUAAUAGGGGUGAGAAGGUCAUCCUCUUUCAGUACUGACUGCGCGAGCUCUUCCUCAUCUGCCCACGGCGCUACCAGCACCACUGCCCCUCAGUCGCUGCAACAGCGUCCAGCCCGAGGCAACUGUUCUCAGUCAUGCAGGAGAAACUCAGAUCCAGCACUCUCAGUUGUUCCCAUUGAC
Messenger RNA from Oxyura jamaicensis (ruddy duck), 1718 nucleotides. RefSeq names its product LIM/homeobox protein Lhx6-like. Gene Ontology annotation, biological process: neuron differentiation; forebrain neuron development; regulation of transcription by RNA polymerase II. Gene Ontology annotation, cellular component: nucleus. Gene Ontology annotation, molecular function: RNA polymerase II transcription regulatory region sequence-specific DNA binding; DNA-binding transcription factor activity, RNA polymerase II-specific. NCBI's taxonomy places the organism in Eukaryota, Metazoa, Chordata, Aves, Anseriformes, Anatidae. The record is from RefSeq and is a predicted model, not a curated record.